AUGUAAAUAAUCUUAAAAUAUUUGUUUUAUAAAUUAAAUUAAAUAUUAAAUCUAUUGCAAUUUAUUUCGUAAUUAAUGCUAAUUGUUGACUAUGGAUAGAGAUUUUUAUAAGACUUAUGCGAUAUCGGAUUCAGAUAAUGAUUCAGUCAUAAUUUUAAAUCCUGGAACUGAUCAAACAAAUAUUAGUCUGUACAAAGACUGUCCUACAUCACCAGAAGAACCAGAAUUUUUUCGACAAGUUAUUCGACGUCAAAAACGAAAAAAAUCUUUAUCUCCAAUUUUAACUUUACAUUGCGGAAAAGAUGCAAGUUAUUCAGAGAAAAAUUUGCCCACUAAUGAAAAUCAAGACUAUAGUUACCGUACUAAAAUACCCAAAUCAAAUAUUAAUGAACCUAAAAAUCAAAAAAAUGAUGAAUUGUAUAAUAGAAACAUUCCAAAAUCAGAUAUUUAUACUACUAUGAGCCAUGAAAACACAAUUGAAAUUUUACAGCCAAAACAGAAAAAAAGGUUAAGCAAAGAAGAAAAAGAAGAAAAAAAAAAAAUAGAAAUGGCCAGAAAAAAUAUAAAGAAAAAAUUAGCUGACGAACUAAAACGUUUAAGUCCUAAAGAAUGUAUGAAAUAUAUAACUGUUCACAUUGAUGUGAAUCUUCAGAAUCAGGGUUAUAGUGAACAAAUAAUAUCUGAAAUUCAGUCAACUGAUGUAAAGUAUAAAAUUGAGUCAAAUACAUCUGUGUCACAUUCAGUGACAUGGUCAAGACAAAUAUCUGAUACUAAUUCUGAAGAUGAAAGCUUUAUGUUGUUGAUCUGGGACUUUGAAUUCGUAAAAAAAUUAAUUUUAUCUGAUCAACUAAUUGAAAAAAUUAAUUUUAUAAAAAUAUACAAAUCACAACUUUCAAUUAUAAUACAUUGUACUACAGAUGAACUUAAAAAAACCAGGUCUAAGAAGAAUAGUCAACUCUCAAGGUCAGAUAUGUUGAAAAGUCUUGAACAAAUGCUGUUGAGUUGUUCUAUUUCAUUUCGUUUUAUAGAAAAUAAAAAUGAAAUUUCAUUGGCAAUUUUGUAUUAUACUAAAUCCAUUGCUCAAAAGCCAUUUAAAUUGAAUAAAUAUAAAGAGGAACAAGAUGGUUGUAAUUGGUAUGCAUCUGGUCAUACGAAAAAUUGUAUUUCAGUAGAUAAAAAUGGUACAGGUUUAUCUCAACUAUGGAGACAAAUGUUAUCACAGUUUCCAUUAUGUACUCUUGAGAUUAGUGAAGCAAUCUCAUCAGUUUAUACUUCACCAAUUACAUUACUAAAAUGUUUAAAUUUUAAUUUAGGCAUAUGAAAACUGCAGAUCUAGAUUAGAAGGAGAAACAUUAUUACAAGAUAUUCCUGUAAGUUAGUUGAAAAUAUUAAAAUAGCAUAAGAUAUAUUUGUAUUAAAAUUAAUUAUUAGAAAAAAAUUAUUACAAAUUUUAGGUUCGUCGUGGAUUUGGUCCACUAGCUUCCAAUCGUCGUAUUGGACCAGAACUGAGCAAAAAAAUAUACAUAUUUUUUACAGAUAAUACUGGA
Messenger RNA from Sipha flava (yellow sugarcane aphid), 1547 nucleotides. It is a transcript of the gene mms4, whose product is annotated as crossover junction endonuclease EME1. The transcript has 10 exons. The record is from RefSeq and is a predicted model, not a curated record. Lineage: Eukaryota; Metazoa; Arthropoda; Insecta; Hemiptera; Aphididae. The coding region runs from base 92 to 1321 and encodes 409 amino acids. Gene Ontology annotation, biological process: mitotic intra-S DNA damage checkpoint signaling; resolution of meiotic recombination intermediates; replication fork processing. Gene Ontology annotation, cellular component: nucleus; Holliday junction resolvase complex.